UGUCAGUUUUUUCGCUAUCGCGGACGACAUGGAUACCAAGUGUAGUGCUCAUAUCAUCGGCCUGAUUGCUCUGUGCCACGUGCUCGACAUCGCGCACGCUGGAUCUUAUCUAACUCUGGGGAUCAACGAAUGUUUCGAGAGGGUGUCGAUCGGUAAGCGUCUCAACGAAUCUGACGUGACCAAGACUGUAAGUACCAGUAACCUGGUACAAUGCAGUAUAGAAUGCGAACGGAAUCUAUGCAACGCUUACAGCUUUGGAUUAACCAUAAACGGCAAUGGUACAUGUUUAUUGGCAGCGGACUUACCGAAAUCAGGACUGUACGAUGACCCGGAAUAUGAUCUAUUCAUGAAAAUACUACAAUGUCGAGACAGAACAAUGUGUUUCACAAAACUCGUGGGUGGACGUCGUUUGACCGACAAAUACGUUCAGAGAACUUUGCCAGUCGAAUCGAAACGCGAUUGCGAGAUGUUUUGUGAAUAUGAAAAGGAAUUUCGUUGCGAGGGAUUCAACUACAGAUACGACACAAAGCUGAGCUCGUACAGUAGUUGCCAGUUGACAGCGGUGCCUACGGCAAAGUUAGACUUGUCUUUGGACUUCUUUUCGGACGUGGACUACGACUUUUACGAAAAAAAUGUCAACGUCUCGCCAAUCUGCCGGUACUUGGACUUGGCCGGACCGGUCAGCUACGGCCAGAACCGUAAAUGGGGUUUUGGUGGUAACGACCAGGAAUUGACCUUGUGGCGAGAUCCCAAUCCCACGUGGAUUCAGAGAAACGAUGUAGGCGGAGGAUAUGGAAACGAUCCAGUGUACUAUGACCGUGGAUCUGUUUCCCCCACACUUGGUGGUCCUAAUAUAAACCCCUUCAAUAACUUUAACCCGACCAUGUCGCCUGGACCGGACCGACAGCCAACGUCUCCUUUUGAGUGUUUUAUCAAAGCCAGGACUGGACAUCAUUUGCAGAGGAACAAUAUAAUAAAAUCGUUAAACGCGCAAUCGCUUUACAACUGUGAAACCAUUUGUGCCAGUGAACAAACAUUCGUUUGUAAUCUUUUUAGCUACAGGUACAGCUUUACUUCUUCUAUGGACAACUGUCACUUGGGAGACAAGUUCAUAAGACAACUAGAUAUUUACCAAGACUUGGUGCCGGACAGAGAUAGCGAUGUGUUCGUUAGGAACGAGCUUAGUCAACCCGGAUGUCAACCGAGGAGAAAUUGGGACACUGACUGUUUUGAACGCAUUCGCAGCGGUCUCACCAUUCAAAUUGCCAUCAUCAAAUUUUCAGUACAAGCGGAAAACUUACACGAAUGUGAGCUGAUGUGUCUUCACAUAAAGCAUUUCACGUGCAGAGUGUUUAGCUUUCGACGAACGUCUGCUGUUAUCGGCAAGUGGGCCGACAAUUGUUUCUUGACAGACUACCCUGUAAUGGACAUGGAUCCGACCAAACACUUCAUCGAGGAUGCCGGAUGCGAUAUAUAUAACCGAGGUAGCUUCGGAAGGGGUUGCGAACUGGACAAGACACUGCCGGGCUUGUGGCCUACAUCUUCACCGCCUAUACUUACAACGUACAGGCCGACUUACGGCCAACUGCCUCCACAGGGUCCACCGCAGUUUGUUCCAGGUUACGGUCCUCCCCUAGAUUCUGGUUACGGUCCGCCAAAUUUCCCCAUUGGACCGACCGUACCACCUCCUUUUAGCCCGACUACUCCUACAAUGUUCACGCCGACUAAGCCGACCGGUACUUACGUUCCUUCACAACCACCCACUACGUUCUUCCAGAUGCCAAAUGAGUACACACCUGUGUCCGGUCGGCCCCAAGACAGACAGCCCUAUCCAGACAUAUCCAUUGGCGGCAGUGGCGGUGGUGGCGGUGGUGGUAACCCUUACGGACAAAACCCUCAGGUCCCACAAUUCUACGGACCUGUGACAAAACUGUGCUAUAUUAGUUUUGGUGGUACGGCAAGACUGUUGCCACCGGCUAUUAGAAAAUCCAUGACGGUCGAUUCGGAAAUGCAAUGCAAAAUGGAAUGCAACAACGCCCGAGAAAAAUCGUAUUUCCGGUGUUCUACGCUCAGCUACUUUGGUGGUUAUUGCGAUAUGAGCGACAUCGAAAUGAGAGACCUGAGGCCUAAUCAGGACUUCAGCGAAGACCAGCGGUUCUUGUUGUUCACGUGGGACUUCAACGAAAUUCAAUGUUACGUUUCUCCAGUUGGCAAGCUCCCACGGCCCGGUGCUCAGCCUGGUGUGAAUGAAUGGACUUGGAUGAGGUUCACAGUCAACGGGCAGCCGUGCAAAUCUGGUUCCUACUGUACUCAAAACGCAGUAAUGGGCAUAUGGUCGUGUCCGGUCGAUCAAGGAGGAUGGGAUUACUGCUGCAGACCCGAUCACCGGUGCGGUUAUUCCGAAGGAAUCAGCUAUCCUUGGUGUUACGUGGGCAAAACUACCGAACAGUGGCGACCCUGCAGCGACCAGUAUUACCCGUCGGCGGACCAUCCGGUGAGUUGGCCGGUGAAUUACAUACACAACACGGGCCCUCCGAUCGGUAACGAUGCGUCUUUGGCCAGGUCAAACGACACAACACUGCCGGCCGCUUCUAAGUCGAUAGUCGAUCAGUUCCUGUCGAUAUUCACGUCAGAUGAUGGCAAGACCACUAACUUGACGGAACAAGCUAACAGCAGCAUCACAGCCGACAAGACUUCAGCCUCUUUGACAGCGGCCAGCGACGUGCCCGCGUUUCAGGUUGUCGAUGUAACCGACAGCAAAGCUACCAAGUCGGAGACGAUCAGACUGUAUUCGUACGGUGACCGCAAUAGCGCCAGUGGACUACUCAAAAGAAGGCCGUACGUCUGAGUCGGAUACGACCCUUAGAACAGUGUUGUACAUAUAGACAAACAAAAAAUAAUACCAUUUACGAUUAAGUAUUUCCUCUUAGAAUAUUAUUAGCACGGUAUUGACAACAUGGCAAUAUGUUUAAUACUAUAUUAUUAUUAUUAUUAUUAUUGUGUCGACGUUGUCGUCGGUGGCGUAACGAAUUGUACCUGGGGAGA
This is a messenger RNA of Adelges cooleyi (spruce gall adelgid), 3045 nucleotides long. RefSeq lists its product as uncharacterized. NCBI's taxonomy places the organism in Eukaryota, Metazoa, Arthropoda, Insecta, Hemiptera, Adelgidae. The transcript has 13 exons. The coding region runs from base 29 to 2848 and encodes 939 amino acids. The record is from RefSeq and is a predicted model, not a curated record.